This is a messenger RNA of Penaeus monodon (black tiger shrimp), 489 nucleotides long. Its product is annotated as protein arginine N-methyltransferase 1-like. Bases 55 to 426 code for a protein of 123 amino acids. The transcript is spliced from 4 exons. Gene Ontology annotation, cellular component: nucleus. NCBI's taxonomy places the organism in Eukaryota, Metazoa, Arthropoda, Malacostraca, Decapoda, Penaeidae. Gene Ontology annotation, molecular function: protein-arginine N-methyltransferase activity. Gene Ontology annotation, biological process: peptidyl-arginine methylation. The record is from RefSeq and is a predicted model, not a curated record.
AGGAAGGUAAUAUCAUUUUUUCUCAUUCAGAUUGUAGCAGGAGAUAUCAUCAAGAUGGAAAAUAAGACUGAAAAGGAGAAGGUUGAAAAAAUGCCCAUUGAUGAAAUGACAUCAAAGGACUACUAUUUUGACUCGUAUGCUCACUUUGGCAUCCAUGAAGAAAUGUUGAAGGAUGAAGUUCGAACGCUUACUUACCGAAAUGCAAUGUACCACAACAGACAUUUGUUUAAAGGCAAGACUGUUCUUGAUGUUGGAUGCGGUACAGGCAUUCUGUCCAUGUUUGCUGCGAAGGCUGGUGCUGCCAAAGUUUAUGGGAUUGAAAUGUCAAAUAUUGUAGAACAUGCUAAGAAAAUUGUAACUGCUAAUAAUCUUGAUAAUGUCGUGGAAAUAAUUCAGGGCAAAGUAGAAGAAGUAACUUGCCAGUAGAGGAAAGUGGAUAUAAUCAUCAGUGAGUGGAUGGGCUACUGCCUCUUUUAUGAGUCAAUGUUA